AUGGGCCCUACGCUUGAAUUCAAGUCCCAUGUAAACACUUGUAUUAAUAGAGCCAAGGGCGUCUUGGCUUUCAUCAAACGUUUUGCUAAAGAAUUCAGAGAUCCUUAUAUCACGAAAGCUCUCUGCACCUACCUAGUCGAGUCGGCUCCNUUAGCCGGUGUGCGUCUCUUGAGAGUCACUAUACCCACGUAUAAAUUCCGCGGUGAAUCAGCUAUGCUUGAAUGUCAGUAUGAGUUAAAUCGCACAGCACCACCGUAUUAUGGUGGUGCUGGUAUCAGCGGUGGAAAUGAAUUUACAGUUGCUGGUGCCAACAACCGCCAUCGCAGCCACACACGCUCACGUGCGCGCGCACACGCACGUACACGCUUUGGCAAUAAUAUGAAACUGUCUAACACACAUACCCUGGUUGAAACGAAGUCGAAACAUAGGCGCAAUAAACGUCAAUACUCAUACCAUUCGGGUCGAAUGCAAACGCACGAGCAGCAACAAGAACAGCAACAGCAACAGCACCAUCAGCAAUACCAGCAACAUUAUCAAACAUAUGCGUAUCAGCCAUCGCAAAGUUAUGCCACCAGCAGUAGUAGCAGCGAUAUUGGCAACAGUGACACUAACAGCGACGUCAUUUCUUACCAGCAAAAGCAGCAACAAAAAGAGGAAGAAGAGGAGCAGCGCUAUCCCUACCAAACGCAGCGUUCGCCCUACGGUCAUAGUGUUUAUCGUGGUGCUGCCUUCAGUCAGGCGCUUGGCAUUCCCGGAUUCAGUAACAGCGGCGUGAGCAGCAGCAGCAGUAGGACGCAUGUUGGCGCAAGCACCUACACCAGCAGCGGUUCACGCGGUACAUUGGCGGAGGUCUCGUCACGACGACACAAUUUCGCUGAUGGCACUGCCGAUGAUGAUGAGGAAGACGGCGAGGAGGAGGAGGAGCAGGAGGAGGAGGAAGAGGGCGAAGCAUUGUAUGCUAUAAAGUGGUACAAGGACAAUGAGGAGUUCUAUCGCUUUGUGCCCAAGGCGCGCCCGCAAAAGACAAGCUAUCGCUUUGACGGCAUACGUGUUAGUGAAGAACACUCGGAUAGCUGGCGUGUACUAUUGCGUGGUUUAGCGAUCAAUUCGUCGGGUCUAUAUCGUUGCGAAAUCUCUGCUGAGUGGCCAAAUUUUUCAUCGGUGCAGGGAGAGGGCCAUAUGGAUGUUGUAUUUUUGCCACGCGAUGGUCCCUUCAUUCGCGGUCAACAAACUCAGUAUCAAAUUGGUGAUACUUUGAGCUUAAAUUGUACUUCGGGGAAAUCACAUCCGGCAUCACGGCUGCAAUGGCUCAUCAAUGACCAACCGGUGCUCGACGAAAGCUAUCUGAUAGCCUACAAUGACACCGUACACAAACAUGGCCUCAUAACGUCAAUGCUCGGCCUUGAGUUGACAGUUGAUGGACGUCACUUUCAGGAUGGUACGAUGCGUGUUAAAUGCUUGGCCAGCAUAUCACCAGCGCUUUGGAGUGGUGACAAGGAGAGUGUGCUGCAGCGUCGCCGUGGCACCAUCGACAAUCGCGAAGCUAUGCUACUAGUACACGGUUCUGCUGCUCGCCUAUAUCCUUUGAGUAAUUUUCGUAGCAGUUUACGUCUACUCCUCAGCGUCGCAAUACUAACAAUAAUAUGUCAAUUACUAUUGGGCACCGAACUGACCUAAAUUGCAGCAAAAUAAUCAUAUACGCACACUAACACAAUAAAGGAAGUCAAUAAAUUUACUAUGUGUGGAACUAAGUAUUUAGUGUAAUUUUAACUUGUGUUUAAAGAGAACACAUCACAGUUCAAAGGUAAAUUGAACAUAAUGCAGAAAUAAUAGCCACAGUGGAAAAACCUGGUGUUGAAAUACAUACUAACUUUAAAAGCAACAAGGCAACAAUUAUAAUUGUACGCAUAAUUUAAAAAAAAAGG
Messenger RNA from Rhagoletis zephyria (snowberry fruit fly), 1925 nucleotides. RefSeq names its product beaten path IV (gene beat-IV). Lineage: Eukaryota; Metazoa; Arthropoda; Insecta; Diptera; Tephritidae. The record is from RefSeq and is a predicted model, not a curated record.